This is a messenger RNA of Manis javanica (Malayan pangolin), 4089 nucleotides long. Lineage: Eukaryota; Metazoa; Chordata; Mammalia; Pholidota; Manidae. The record is from RefSeq and is a predicted model, not a curated record.
UUGAGCUCCUCCCCUCCACUGCUGGGAGGGGGCGUCGAAGGGGCGGGGCGCCGCUCAGCGGCCGGCGGGGAGGGGGCGUCGCGGGGCGGGGCUUGGUGGCGGCGGCGGCGGCGGCGGCGGCGGCGGCGCGCGAGGACUCGGAGGUACCAACGGCGCGCGGCUCCGGCUCCGGACGGCUCGGGGCGACUCGGGCUCGCGCUCCGGCUGCGGCUGCUGCAGGGGCGCCCGCCUCCGGUGCGCUCGGCCCCUGGGCCCGCCGCGGAGCGCAGUUCGCACGCCCGCCGCGCGCCCACCAGCUGCCUUCCCCGGACCGCCGCGAUGCAAGCGGCGCGGGGAGCCCCGAGCAGCGUCCGCCGGCUGCCUCUGAUCAGCGUCCUGCUGCUGCAGCUGCUGGGUGGUGCCCAGUCAGCCAUUGUCUUCAUUAAGGAGCCGUCCUCCCAGGAUGCGCUGCAGGGGCGCCGGGCGCUGCUCCGCUGUGAGGUUGAGGCUCCAGGCCCGGUACGCGUGUACUGGCUGCUGGAUGGGGCUCCUGUCCAGGACACUGAGCGGCGUUUCUCCCAAGGCAGCAGCCUGACCUUUGCAGCUGUGGACCGGCUGCAGGACUCUGGAGCCUUCCAGUGUGUGGCCCGGGAUGGUGCCACUGGAGAGGAGGCUCGCAGUGCCAACGCCUCCUUCAACAUCAAAUGGAUUGAGACCGGCCCUGUGGUCCUGAAGCAUCCAGCCUCAGAGGCCGAGAUCCAGCCACAGACCCCGGUCACACUGCGUUGUCACAUUGAUGGGCACCCUCGGCCCACCUAUCAGUGGUUUCGAGAUGGGAGCCCCCUCUCUGACAUUCAGAGCAACCACACAGUCAGCAGCAAAGAGCGGAACCUGAUACUCCGGCUGGCCAGCCCCGAGCAUAGUGGCCUCUACUCCUGCUGUGCCCACAAUGCCUUUGGCCAGGCCUGCAGCAGCCAGAACUUCACUUUGAGCAUUGCUGAUGAGAGCUUUGCCAGGGUGGUGCUGGCACCCCAGGACUUGGUAGUGGCAAGGAACGAGGAGGCCAUGUUCCACUGUCAGUUCUCAGCUCAUCCAUCCCCAAACCUGCAGUGGGUCUUUGAGGAUGAGACCCCCAUCACUAACCGCAGCCGUCCCCCACACCUCCGCAGAGCCACGGUGUUUGCCAAUGGGUCCCUACUGCUGACCCAAGUCCGGCCGCGCAAUGCCGGGGUCUACCGCUGCAUAGGCCAGGGGCAGAGGGGCCCUCCCAUCAUCCUCGAGGCCACACUUCACUUGGCAGAGAUUGAGGACAUGCCACCUUUUGAGCCACGGGUAUUCACAGCUGGCAGCGAGGAGCGUGUGGCCUGCUCACCCCCCCAGGGUCUGCCAGAGCCCAGUGUGUGGUGGGAGCACGCAGGAGUCCGGCUGCCUGCCCAAGGCAGGGUCUUUCAGAGGGGCCAUGAGCUGGUGUUUGCCAGUACUGCUGAGAGUGAUGCUGGUGUCUACACCUGCCGUGCGGCCAACCUGGCUGGUCAGCGGCAACAGGAGGUCAACAUCACCGUGGCCACUGUGCCCACGUGGCUGAAGAAGCCCCAGGACAGCCAGCUGGAGGAGGGCAAGCCAGGUUAUUUGCAUUGCCUGACCGAGGGCACACCAAAACCCACAGUCAUCUGGUACAGAAACCAGAUGCUCAUCUCGGAGGACUCUCGGUUCGAGGUCUCCAAGAACGGGACCUUGCGCAUCAACAGCGUGGAGGUGUACGAUGGGACAUGGUACCGCUGCAUGAGCAGCACCCCAGCCGGCAGCAUCGAGGCCCAAGCCCGUGUCCAAGUGCUGGAAAAGCUCAAAUUCACACCACCACCCCGGCCGCAGCAGUGCAUGGAGUUUGACAAGGAGGCCACGGUGCCCUGCUCAGCCACAGGCCGAGAGAAGCCCACUAUUAAGUGGAUACGGGCAGGUGGGUGGCAUGUGAGCGUGGGGUGGGGACAGGCAAAGCAGUCUACUGCUCGGACGUGUGCAUGUCUGAGGAGCACCGGUUCGGGAAUCCCUGGCCCCAUGUCCUUCAGAGCUCCCUAUGAUCUUGGUCAGUGGGGAAGUAGGGCUGGCUUUGCUUCGGCAGCCCCUGCCCAAACCUAUCUGUGUCUCCCAGAUAAGCCCGUGCUGGAGGACUCAGAGGGCCCCGGCAGCCCUCCCCCCUACAAGAUGAUCCAGACCAUCGGGCUGUCGGUGGGCGCCGCCGUGGCCUACAUCAUUGCUGUGCUGGGCCUCAUGUUCUACUGCAAGAAGCGCUGCAAGGCCAAGCGGCUUCAGAAGCAGCCAGAAGGCGAAGAGCCUGAGCUGGAGUGCCUCAAUGGUGGGCCUGUGCAGAAUGGACAGCCCUCAGCAGAGAUCCAAGAGGAAGUGGCUUUGACCAGCUUGGGCUCCGGCCCUGCAGCUACCAAUAAACGCCACAGCACGAGUGACAAAAUGCACUUCCCUCGGGCCAGCCUGCAGCCCAUCACCACACUGGGGAAAAGUGAGUUUGGGGAGGUGUUCCUGGCGAAGGCACAGGGCUUGGAGGAGGGAGUCGCAGAGACCCUGGUGCUUGUGAAGAGCCUGCAGAGCCGGGAUGAGCAGCAACAGUUGGACUUCCGGAGGGAGUCUGAGAUGUUCGGGAAGCUAAACCACACCAACGUGGUGCGGCUCCUGGGGCUGUGUCGGGAGGCCGAGCCCCACUACAUGGUGCUGGAGUAUGUGGACCUGGGAGACCUCAAGCAAUUCCUGAGGAUUUCCAAGAGCAAGGAUGAAAAAUUGAAGUCACAGCCCCUCAGCACUAAGCAGAAGGUGGCCCUGUGCACUCAGGUGGCCCUGGGCAUGGAGCAUCUGUCCAACAACCGCUUUGUGCACAAGGACCUGGCCACUCGCAACUGCCUGGUCAGCGCGCAGAGACAGGUGAAGGUGUCGGCCCUCGGGCUCAGCAAGGAUGUAUACAACAGUGAGUACUACCACUUCCGCCAGGCCUGGGUGCCGCUGCGCUGGAUGUCUCCCGAGGCCAUCCUGGAGGGUGACUUCUCCACCAAGUCCGAUGUCUGGGCCUUUGGUGUGCUCAUGUGGGAAGUGUUCACCCAUGGAGAGAUGCCCCAUGGUGGGCAGGCUGAUGAUGAAGUUCUGGCAGAUUUGCAGGCUGGGAAGGCUAGACUCCCGCAGCCAGAGGGCUGCCCUUCUAAGUUCUACCGGCUGAUGCAGCACUGCUGGGCCCUCAGCCCCAAGGACCGGCCCUCCUUCAGUGAGAUUGCCAACACCCUGGGAGAUAGCCCUGCAGACAGCAAGCCAUGAGGAGGGAGCCCGGGCAGGCUGUGCCUCAGGAUGGCGUGGGCAGGGGAAGACCUCUUGAAGGGUACCCACAGCAUGAUGGGCAAGCUCCCGGUUCUUCCUGGCCCUGGAGGCCCCGCCCUGGCACCACAGGCACUGCUGAGGCCUGGGCAGGGUCUGGGCUUUCCUACUCCUCCAACCUCAGCCCUUGUGGAGGCCGAUUUCAGACCCAGUCUGGGUGACUAGGGCCUUGAGCUGGGCAGCUUUCUCUGCCACCCCUUCUCCCAUCAGGGACAGUGUGGGUGCCUCAGGUAACCCCAAUUUCUGGCCUGGGUCUCUUCCCCUUGACCAGGUCCAGUUCUACCACUCACCUGCCAGCUUUGCCCAGGGAGGGCUAGGCUAGAGAUGAGCUGGGAUUGCAAGGAGUUCCUUACUAUACUCAAGCUCCCGGGUAGUUCUGGCCCAGGAGGCCCACACCACGGUCCACACCAGGAUCACGGAGGACACAGCCAGUGAGUCCUCCCCGCCCCCGUGGACUGUGCACACUGACCCAUACCCAUGCCUCCUCUUCACCCUUCCCUCCUUUCCUCAUCCUAAGUGCCUGGCAGAUGAAGGAGUUUUCAGGAGCUUUUGACACUAUAUAACCCGCCCUUUUUGUAUGCACCACGGGCGGCUUUUGUAUGUAUUUGCAGCGUGGGGUGGGUGGGGAUGAGAGGGAGGGGUGGGCCCUGGAGAUGGGGAAGGUGGGCCAUCCAUCCCUACACCUUUAUUGUUGUUGUUUGGUUUUUUUGUUUUGUUUUGUUUUUUACAUUCGCUGCU